Molecule: messenger RNA, 10953 nt
Organism: Equus caballus (horse)
Lineage: Eukaryota; Metazoa; Chordata; Mammalia; Perissodactyla; Equidae
Source: RefSeq, a predicted model, not a curated record
GGCGGGGAUCCCGCCCGCGCGCGGUGCUCUCUCCACCCACUGGGACCCCGCUCUGUCCUCCCGCCCGUCCCGGGGAGCUGGCCGCCCUUCACCAAGGCGCCCUAACGGACGUGAUGACCUAGCAACGCGCCAGCCCUCUCCGCCUGCCACACCCGGCCGCAGAGAGAGUGAAGGGCAGGGCGCUGUCCGCGCACUGCGCGUCCUGGUUCUCCGGACACCCGGCGCGGCGAGCACCUGCUCACCUGCGCGCCUCAUCCGAGCUCAGGGUUGCUGGAGGACUUCCCUACAGUCCUGGGCUACACAGCGCUCUCCCGAGGGCUUAUCUCCGCUUCCCUCGCUUUAAAACUACAUGCAGAACUUCGUGUUAUUUGGAAUUCUGCCACUUUUUUAAAAAUAUAAAAGAGUCUCCUAGUGGUGUUCCAGGAACACGUGACUUGUUUACACUGCGGAAUACUUCCCGCUGACUGACUGCUUCGUAUUCCGGGGGUCCAGAAGCUCCCGUUCUACCCUAGUUGGUGUUGGGGCCCAUGCGGAGGGUCUUGAGCAGGACAGGUUGGAGGAGCUCUGCCGGGGUUCCCUGGGAAGCUCCAGACACCCGCACCGAGCUCCCGGGCUUGCUCACUUCCGACAGAGAAAAACAAAAGGUGACUGUGUGCAUUCGAAGAAAAAGACGGCGAAGAGGAAGGGCUCGUCUGUCGAUGCGCCUGUCCAGGAGGAGAGUCCGUUAGUUGCCAAGGGUGGACUCCUGGGAGGAGGGGACGUUUGUGAAAGUACAUCAUGUGGCGACACCCCUAAUGGGGCAGGAGCAGUUCAGCUGGAGGACCCGGAUGGAGAGAGGACGGAGGACUCGGAGCUCCCGCAGCAGGCGCUGGGUGGUGACUCUCUGGAACAGCCUGGGGUCAUCAUAAAGGAAUGUGAACAAGAACGUGACCCUGCAGGUGCUGAACUGCUGAGCAGACAGGAGGAGGAGGCUGGCAGACAGCAGCGGGCAGUGGCAGAGCUUCGGCAGCUGACAGAGAUGCACCAGCCGGUGCCCCCACUGGAGCUGGAGGCGCUGCGUCUGAGCCUGAGCAACAUGCACACAGCGCAGCUGGAGCUGACGCAGGCCAACCUCCAGAAGGAGAAGGAGACGGCGCUGACGGAGCUGCGGGAGAUGCUCAACGGCCGGCACGCGCAGGAGCUGGCCCUGCUGCAGAGCAGGCAGCGGCUGGAGCUGGAGCUCAUCAGGGAGCAGCACGCCCGCGAGCAGGAGGAGAUGGCGCUGCGGUGCGCCCAGGAGACAGCCGAGCUGAAGGAAAAGUUGCAAAUAGAAAUGGAGAAAAAUGUCCAGAUGAUAGAGACCCUGAAGCAAGACUGGGAAUCUGAGAGGGAUUUAUGCUUAGAAAACCUACGCCAAGAGUUAUCUGGAAAGCAUCAAUCAGAAUUGGAGAAUUUACAAAACCAGUUUAAGAAAGAAAUGGCUGAACAGAAAGCUGAGUUGGAGGAGAUUUUUCAAGCCAAAAAUCAGGCUGAAUUUUCCCUUAAGACUUUGGAGGCUCAACACGAAGUGGCCUUGAGAAAGUUACACGAAGACCUGCAGUCUGAGCACUGUCAGUGCUUAGAAGACUUGGAGCUGAAGUUCAAAGGGAAGGAAAAAGAAAAACAACUAGAGUUAGAGACUCUUCAAGCAUUGUACGAAGAUCUGAAGGCUCAGUCACAGGAAGAAAUCAGGAGCCUGUGGUCCCAGCUUGAGUCUGCAAGAACCAACAGACAGGAGCCCAGUGAGUUACGUGAGCAGCCCCUGGCUCGAGGGUCCCACGUGGAAGAAUUAGAACACCUGAGGCGAGACUUUGACCAGCAGCGGCAGCGAGAGAGAACCGAGCAUGAAUCCGAACUAGAACAAUUGAGAAUUUAUUUUGAAAAGAAAUUAAGGGAUGCUGAAAAAAAUUACCAAGAGGACCUGACGCUGUUGCAACAGCGGCUGCGGGAGGUGAAGGAAGACUCCCCUGUGGAGUCUGUGGAAAUCAGUUCAUCCAGUGCACUUUUGGAAGAGGCCUCUGAAAAAGACGGAAAAGACCAACUUGAUCAACUCGACCUUCAGCUGGAGCAACCUGAGGAGAGCCUGUGUCUGCAUGCUGUGUCAGAAGAUGACCACCGGUGCCAAGUCGCAGCAGUGGAGUCCUCCCCGGACGUCCAGCAGGAGGCGGACCUUGCAGGGACCCGGGCGUUGGAAAGGGAGCAGCGUGUGGGGUUCUCGGAAGAGUCUGGUCCAGGGCUUGCUCGGGUAUGUCUCCAGUGUGCACAGGACACGGCCUUGGAGGUGGAGACAGAGGUGGCAGCCAGAGUCUUGUGUUUGGAAACCGAGCACAAGGUUAAACUCUCACUUCUUCAGACGGAGCUCAAGGAAGAAAUUGACCUCUUAAAAAUAGAAAAUAGAAAUUUACAGGAGAAGUUGCAGUAUGAAGUUCACCUGAAAGAGGACUUGGAGAAAGUAAAACAUAAUUUAGUUGAAGCUCACCAGGAAGAACUGAAGAAAGCUAAGGAGGAGAUUCAGCUAAUGAAACAAGAAUUCAAAGAAAGAGCAGCAGAGUGGAAAGUUACGAGUGAGGACCUAAAGAGAAAAGCUGAAGAGAAAUUGACACUGAUGCUCCUUGACCUGAGAGGACAGGCGGAAUCUGAGAAACAGUCAAUAAUAAACAAGUUUGAGCUUCGAGAAAUCGAAAUGAGGCAACUGCAGGACCGGCAGGCAACCCAGAUCCGGGACCUGGCGGGCUCCCUGGCGGAGCAGCAGGGCCGCCUGCGGCAGCUGGAGGUGGGAUUCACUGGGGACGAGUCUCUGCAGUGUGGCCAGUGUGACCAGGAGCCAGGUGGCGGUCUGGCCCCCACAGACAAGGACUGGGAGCUCGCCAUGCUCCGCCUGAAAGAGGACUGUGCCCUCCAACUAACAUUGGCCCAGAAUAGGUUUUUAGAAGAACGUAAAGAAAUCAUAGAGAAGCUCGCUGCAGAACAAGAUGCCUCCCUGCGGGAGACCCAGGAGAAGCACACCCGUGAGCUCCAGCUCCUCCAGGAGAGACACCAGCAGCAUGUUCUGUCCUUGACGGCUGAGCUCAAGACCCAGCACCAGGCCGAGAUGGAUCAACUGAGGGCUGCGUUCGAGAGUGAACAGUGGGCUCUUUCAGAAGCGCGUGUGGCUGAAUUGCAGACAAAACAUGCUGCUGAAAUCAGCGUUUUGGAGACAAGACACUUGUCAAACCUGGAUUCUUUGGAAUCUUGUUACCUGUCUGAAAUUCAGGCCAUACGGGAUGAGCACAGACGGGCCCUAGAGCUGUUACGAGUAGACCUUGAGGGACAGCUGCAGAAAAAGAAUUCUUCUCACCAAAUGAUUUUGACUCAGGAGUUAGGGAAGCUUAAGCUGAAGCAUGACAAAGAGCUCCAGUCUGCAAAGGACAGCCUGAGAAUUGAAACGAGCGCUAAAUGUGUUGGAAAUCUGAAAGCCCCAGCCCCCGAGCUUCAGGGAGCACACCAGCAGAGUGCCCCGGUCCCUGCAGAGGCUGAGGCCCAGGGCUCGGCUCUCCCGGCCGAGCUGGAAGAGGAGAAGCAGCAGCAGUUCUGCUCUCAGGAGAGUGAGCUGCAGACGUGCCAGUCGGAAGCCUUGCUUGAGCAGAAGAUCGCACAGCUAAAGGGUGAAUUUGAAUGUGAAAAGAAAGCUGUUUUGCAUGAAAAAGAGGAGUUACACAGACAUGAGAGGGAGCAGGCUCAGUCUUUUUACCGAAAAGAGAAAGAGUCUUUGUCUCUGCAGCUUCAGGAGAAGAACAAUCAGAUUCUGCAGCUAAAAGACCAAAUUGUAACCCUAAGUCAUGAGAUAGAGCAGCGCCGUUCUGACCUGGAGAAGCUACAGCAGAGGCGCGAGAGGGAGAACCAGGAAGGCGCGAAUCUCAUCUCCAUGCUGAAGGCUGACGUCGACUUGUCACACAGUGAGAGGAUUGCUCUCCGGGACGCCCUGAGGAGGCUCCUGGGUUUGUUUGGAGAGACGCUGAAGGCUGCUGUCGCCCUGAAGAGCCGGAUCGGUGAACGCGUGGGGCUCUGUCUGGAAGACCAGAGCCCCUUGGAUGCACAGCCAGGGGCCCAGGUCCCAUCUGCAGCGCCGGCACUUGAUGAGACGUGGCCUGGGCCUGAUGCGGCCCUGCCAGAGCUGGAUGGAACUUUCCCUGAGUGCGCUGAGAUGUCUUCAGUGGCUGAAAUUAGCAGCCACGUCUGUGAAAGCUUUUUUAUGAGCCCAGAAAGUACACUGGAAUGUGAGCAGCCAGUCAGGAGGAUCUACCGGAGCCUUGGCCUGGCGGUGGAUGGCCUCCUGGAGAUGGCCCUGGACUCCAGCAGGCAGCUGGAGGAAGCACGUCAGAUGCACUCUCUGUUUGAGAAGGAAUUCAGCUGUAAGAACGAGGAGACGGCGCAGGUUGUCAGAAAGCACCAGGAGUUACUGGAGCGCCUGGAGGAGGAGAACGCGGCCAGAGCUCGUCUGGUGCUGGAGCUGCACAAGGCGGAGGGCAUCCUCGAGGGGUUCAAGGUGGAGAAGGCCAGCUUGCAGGAGGCGCUGGGCCGUAAGGAGGCAUCUGAGCAGGGCCUCGUUGUGGAGCUGGAGAGCCUGAGGGAGCAGCUCCAGUGGGUGACCCAGCAGCAGGCGGAGCUGAGGGAGGAAAAUGCCACCCUGUGGAGCCAAAAGGAGGCCUUAGCCACCGGGGCAGAAGAGAGAGAAGCCGAUGUUCCCGUCACUCUAGCACACAAGGACUCAGCUCUUCAGAAGGAAGUGGAGUAUCUAACCAAGGAGCAGUCAGAGACCAGGAGACAGUUUGAGAAAGACCGCUCAGCUCUGCUCUCCCAGAUGAAGGUUCUGGAGGCUGAACUGGAGGAGCAGCUCUCUAGGCAUCGUGUGUGCGCCCAGCAGGCCGAGGAGCUCUCCGCCCUGAGGCAGCAGAUGGGUUCUCUGGACAAGCAUUUGCGCAGCCAGCGGCAGUUCAUGGAUGAGCAGGCCGUCGAGCGGGAGCAGGAGCGUGAGGACUUCCAGCAGGAGAUUCAGAGGCUGGAGGAGCAGCUCCGACAGGUGGCCAGGCCGCAGCCCCGGGGCCCGCAUGACAGCCAUCGGGCACAGCUGGAUGAGGAGGUUGAAUUGUUACAAGAAAAAUUGAGAGAGAAGUCAGAUGGACUUAAUGAAUUGGUUAUAAAGAAAGAACUGGCAGAUAGACAAGUGUUGAUCCAGGAAGAGGAAAUUAAACGUCUCGAGGAGACAAAUGCCAACACCAGAAGACAAGUAAUCCAGCUCCAGGAAGAGCUGGAGAAGCAGAGGAAAACUGUGAAAGAGUUACAGCAAGAUAAAGAGGCAUUGCAGGAACAGCAGAUGAGUAACUUGCUACUGGUGUCCACUUUGCAGUCUAAACUAGAUGAGGGCAAAUGCCCCUUGCCUUCUGCAGGCAGCUGUCCCGAGGGUCCAGAAGUCCAGUCAGAGGCAGUGCAGAGGGUGCUCCUGCAGCGUGAGACCGAGAUUUUGGACUUAAAAGAACAACUAGAAAAGGUUAAAGAUGACUUAGUAAGUAAAAAUGAGGAAGUACUACAUCUGACCUUGAAAUUAGACAUGCAGAACAACCAUAGUGCGGCCAGCGUCAGAGAACUUCAAGAAGAGAAUGCCAAUUUGAAGGCAUUUCUACAGAACAAAGAAAGGGAGAUAAAGUGUGUGAGUGAGCAGCUUGAGGCACAGCUGGCUGGGAUGGGAACUGGCGCUCUCAGUGAGGUUAUGUAUAGCAGAAGUUCUGAAAUCGAGGAGCUGAAAUCCAUUAUUGAGAAUUUGCAAGAGAAUCAGGAACGAUUACAGAAGGAUAAGGCAGAAGAAAUUGAGCAGCUCCAUGAAGUCAUCGAGAAACUGCAGAGAGAGCUCUCCCUCGGGGGACUUGCGGUGCAUGAAGUCAGUGACUGCCGUGCCGAAGACCUGCAGAGUGAGCUGGAGCGGGGGCUGCUCUGCCUCCAGGCUGAGGGGGCCGAGGCCCAUGCGGCGCUGGAGGGUGAGCUCCAAGCCGCGCUGGCUGCCAAGGAGGCCCUGAGCCAGCUGCUUGCUGAGCAGGAGCGCAGGCAUGGCCAGGCCCUGGAGGCCCUGCAGCAGCGCCUGCGGGGUGCUCAGGAGGCUGCCGCAGGGCAGCUGGUGGAGCUGAGGCAUGGCACGGCCCGCAGGGAGGCCGAGGUCCAGCGCCUGGCCUCCCAGAUCCGAGAGUUUGAAGCUGCUCUAAAAGCAAAAGAAGUGAAGAUUGUGGAAAGAGAUUUAGAAAUUGAGGCCAUGAACAAACAGAAGUCUGCCUACUCCACUGAGCUGCAGAACAUCCUGUCGGCCUUAACCCGCUUCCGCCGUGCCCUGGAACAGCAGCCCCUGGCUGCUGCGGACGAGCCCCCUGAGCUGCAGCGGCUCCGAGUGCAGUGUGCCCGCCUCAGCCGCCAGCUGCAGACACUGAACCAGCGGUUCCUGAGGUGCCAGGAGGCACUGGACAAGCCACAGGAGCACGGGGCCCGUCUGUACCCUCGUGUAGAGAGUCCGGUUAAGGAUGGUUUGCAGCCUGCGAAAGCCCUGGUGACGUCAGACCAUGCAGGUCUCCAGAAGCGAGACAGUGUGAUGUCGGUGCUCACAGUCUGCCAGAGGCAGCUGGAGUCUGAGCUGCUCUUGGUGAAAAAUGAACUGCGCUUGAGUGUGGAGGACCAUGGCAAAGUGUCAGGGCGAGCGAAGGAUAGGGAACAACUACUGGAAAGUUGUCAGCUGCAGAAAAUUGAUCUCAUAACUCAGGUGAAACAACUUCAAGAAAAAUUGAACUGUCUGGUACGUUCUCUGAGUGUCCCAGACAUCGAGGCAGAGGACUCUGAAUCCCAGCAGCCACUGGCAUUUCCACGUGCACUUGAAAGUAGUUCCAGUGACAGUUCCAAAAACAGUGAACAAACUGACAGAUCACCUCCUAUUGAUGCAUUUAAUAUCGAUAAAACCUCAUGCGAUCUAAUUGACAUUAUUGGAAAUCAGGAUUCGUUGCUAAGAAAUGAAUUACCAAAGGUCCCUGUGGAAGAUAAGAUCGAUUUGCAGGAUGGGUCACUUUGUCUACAAGCUAGCUUGCACAGUAGCUCCCGUGACCUGACCCACACCGAGGGGGCCGAACCCUUGAAGAACGUGCUCAGGGCGAUGGAGCUGUCCUCCUGGAGCUCCCCUGAGGUCAUCAGGAAGGACUCAACGCUUGAGCCCCCACCCAGCCUUCCCCUGACGCCCUGCUCAGAUGCCCUGAGCCAGCGCAGCCCAGACGCCUCCCUGCGGGACAGGAUCAGCACCUCACUGCUCCAGGCUGACCAGUCAGGGCUGCUUUGUUACCCAGUCAGGUCAGCAGCACAAACAGCUCCUAGGUGGGCAGAGUCUCUAUUGGCCAUAGACAGGGCUCCCUCUGCUGAUCACCACGUGCAGCGGACAGCUGUGGAGAAGGAUGUUGAAGAUUUUAUCAUAACAUCUCUUGAUUCUCAAGAAAAGUCCGGAUCACCUCCUCUUGGGUUAGAAGGAAGAAGCGAUGGAAGUGAAAAUAGUGAUGGCUCAGGGUUUGGAGAGAUCCUAAACCAAGGUUCAGAAAGACUCAAAACUCCCACUGCUGGUCCUCCAGUGCCUCCUCCUGCCUCUAGAAGGUUCCGACGGCCACUAGAAGCCAUGAGGGAGAAGGAAGUCCACCCGAAGCAAGUGAAGGCCUUGCUGCAGAUGGUGUGUGACGAGAGCUACCACAUAUUGGCCUUGUCCGAAUACCGUGGGCCCCACUGCGCCCCCCUUGAGUGCUUUCCACGGGAAGGCCAGGGCCCAUUGGAGGCAGUGCCGGCUUUGAGGGGGCAUCCGACCCCAGCACCCCAAAAGGGAGAGAAGGAACCUGCCGAUGUGUGUCUUGACUGGAGAGGAGAAUUUCUGCGAGUCAUCCAGGAGGCCUUUGAAAAAGAACGGGAGAUGCUUAAAGUUGAGCUGCAGCCCCGAGUCGGUGACUCUGAUCCCAGGGACUGCAGCUGCCUGUUGGAGAGGCUGGAGAAGGUGGUCCAAGAGCAGGGAGACCUGCAGGAGAAGUCCUUAGAGCACCUGCGCCUGUCUGACAGGAGCAGCUUGCUGUCAGAGAUCCAGGCUCUGCGCGCCCAGCUGCGGCUGACGCACCUGCAGAACCAGGAGAAGCUGCAGCAGCUGUGCACAGCUCUGACCAGCGUGGAGGCCCGAGGGAGCCAGCAGGAGCACCAGCUGCGCAGGCAGGUUGAGUUACUGGCAUAUAAGGUUGAACAGGAGAAAUGUAUAGCAAGUGACCUGCAGAAAACCCUGAAUGAAGAGCAAGAAAAAGCAAACGAUGUUCGGAAGCUCCUGGUGGUGGAACAGAAUGCAGUCAGAGAUUUGAAAUCUGAGCUCUCUGAGUGUAAGCAGGACAACGAGAGGCUGUUAGCAUCCCUCAACGAUGUGCAGAAGGAGGUCCUGCAGCUGAGGUCUGUGCUGGACAGUAAGGAGAACGACCUGAAGGCCGUGCUCCAGGAGCUGGAGAGCGAGCGCAUGAAGGAGCGUGCCCUGCAGAGCCAGCUGGAGGAGGAGCAGCUGCAGCACCUGCAGAGGGAAGGCCAGAGCUCCAAGACCCUGGAGGAGUUAAGAAUAUCUUUGGAGAAGCAAUAUGCUCAGAGUAAUCGACUGUGUGUUGCAUUAAAACAUGAGCAAACAGCAAAGGACAACCUUCAGAAGGAGCUGCAGAUCGAGUACUCGCGCUGUGAGGCGCUGUUGGCGCAGGAGCGGAGCCAGCUCUCCGAGCUGCAGAGGAGCCUGGAGGUCGAGAAGGGCCGCUCGCUGGAGCUGUCUGAGGCCUUACAGCACGAGCGCCUCCUGACGGAGCAGCUGAGCCGGAGAACACAGGAGGCCUGUGCUCACCAGGAGACCCAGGUGCAUCACGCUUUGCUGCGGAAGCUGAAGGACGAGAAGGCCCGUGUGGUGGAACUGCAAGCAAUGCUUGAGAAGGUGCAGCAGCAAGCCAUGCGCUCUCAGCGGCAGCUGGAGGCCGAAGUUCAUAAGCGCUGUCAGGAGCUGCAGAAAGAGAAGGAGGUAAGUGUCUCGCUGAGAUCCACUGUGGAGGCCCUGCAGACCCCAAAAUCACAGCUGAGAUGUUAUCUGGAGAGAGAGGGGGAGAAGCCAGCAUGGCUGCAGACAGAGUUAGAACAGUUACACGCGGGAGUGGCAGACCAAGAAGGACGCAAGGCCACGAGGAGAAGAGCAGAGACGAGGCAGAGCCAAGCAGAUGCGGAGAAAUGGGAGCAGCGGCAGAGAGACAAGGAGAGACUGCGAGAAUUGGAGUUACAGCGCCAGCGCGAUGGGCACAAGAUCACGCAGCUUCAGCAGACGGUGAGAGAGCUGGAGGCAAAGGAGGCCGCACACCUCUGCCCGGAGUCCCAGCGUCUCCGAGAGCAGCAGCAGGAUCUGGAGAAGAUUCGGCAGCAGCUGCUCUGUGCUGCUGGGCUUCUGACCACCUUCAUCAACCAGACUGUAGACAGGACAAUUAGCAAUUGGACAACAUCAAAUGAGAAAGCAGUGACAUCUUUAUUGCAUACGUUAGAGGAACUCAAGUCUGAGUUGAGCAUGUCCAGCUCCUCCCAGAAAAAAAUGACAGCAGAGCUACAGAUCCAGCUGGUAGAAGUCUUGCUGAAAGAUAACGACUCCCUUACGAAAGCCCUCGGUGCAGCGACUCAGGAGAAGGCGGAGCUGUGCAGGGCUGUGUCCCACCUGGAAAAGACCCUGAAGCACCACCUGCUCAAGGGCUGUGCGCUGAGGAAGUCAGACAGGUCUGCCUGGAAGCAGGACAGAACGGUCCUGCAGAGCUCACCGCGACAGCCAGACCCAGGACUGCCCACGCCGGCUGCAAGUGAUGAAGCAAAAGUCUGCAACAUCAAAAUGGAAAAAUUGUACUUGCAUUAUUUGAGAGCAGAAAGCUUUAGAAAAGCUCUGAUUUAUCAAAAGAAGUAUCUUUUACUGUUGAUUGGUGGAUUCCAGGACUCUGAACAAGAAACACUCUCCAUGAUUGCUCAUUUGGGAGUAUUUCCUUCCAAAGCAGAUAAGAAAGUUACCACAUCUCGUCCUUUCACAAAGUUUCGAACUGCAGUCAGGGUGGUGAUUGCAAUAUUCAGAUUACGUUUUUUGGUUAAGAAAUGGCAAGAAGUAGAUCGGAAAGGAGCUCUGGUGCGAGGCAGAGCACCCCGGCCAGUGAUUCUGGGGGAAGGAUUCCUGGGGCCACAGCAACAGCAGUCUCCACCUGAAACCAGUGAAUCCCCAACCCGGGACGUGUCUUCCAGCCACACCAGGGACCCUGUGCCAAAAGCCUCACCUCGCAGGAGGGAAAGAUCCAACCCAUCCCCAAAUUCAAGAUCAGAAAGAUCCCUGACUGCUUCUGAAGAUCCAGAACAUUCCUUGACGGAAUAUAUUCACCAUUUAGAAAUGAUUCAGCAAAGACUAGCGGGGGUACAACCAGAUUCCACUUCAAAGAAAUCCUGCCGCCAGAAGAUUAAACAAUGAAUAAAAUCCUUGUGGCUCUUACCUGUGACAGUUCUAUUUAAGGAAAAGAUUUGUUUUUCCUUUUUUUAAGAAAAGCUUGUGAUGUGGCAUGGUGUACUGAGCCCUCAUGUGCCUCAGAUGCCAAUCCCUGAGUGCCAUUAAUUGCAUUGCUGCGAAGCCAAAUGGAGUGUUUUCUAUGUGACUUUAGUACAUUUUAGCUCCUCACCUUCAUGAAGUGACGUGUGUGCUCAAGAGUGUCAGACAUCUGCCCAGUUCUGUGCGUGUUGGCAGAGCCACCUGCCUGCCUCCAGGAUGGGUAAGCAGAGAAUGGCUGCUUGUGGCUUAUUUUCUUCAAGUGUACAGAUGGAAACUCGGUUUCAAAACAAAAAGAAUGAAAUUAAAGCACUGUUUUAUUUGUGAACAGC